AUUUAUAGAUAUAGAUAUAGUUAAUACUUGUACUCAUACAUAUGGGUAUAUCGUAUAAAUAUAUAGAUAUAUCACAUCACCAAUGGAAUUAAUAGUGUGUUGUAAAUGUAGGCGAAAUGAAAAAACUUUAUUUAUCACCUAUCGCAACGGAACAACACAGUUUAGAAGUAGAGAGGUUAACCCAAGAUAAUCAAGCUUUACAUGCUCGUCUUCGUGAUGUUGCUCAUUCUCCAUUAUCAGAUUCUGAAAAACAACAAUUAUUGCUGGACGCUUCCAGAUUACAUAGCUCAACUUCUAUUUCUAUUUCAAUGGCUCAUAACGAUAUCGGUGCAUCAACAACAAAUACUACAUCUGAUGAACCAAGAUGUAUCACUCCUGAAUGGGAUAAACAUUCUUCUAGUUCCUUUUCUGAAAUAUCUGUUGCUUGUCUUCAAGAUAGAAUCCUCCAAAUGGAAGAAACUCAUUAUUCAACCAAUGAAGAGUUACAAGCAACUAUACAGGAAUUGAGUGAUUUACAAGCUCAACUGACAGAGCUUCAAACUGACAACGAAAGACUUACCGAGGAAAAGGGAGUACUUCUUGAAUCCCUUUGUAGGCAAACAGAAAAAUUAGAAGAUUCGCGAUCAAAAGUUAAUACUCUUCAAGGCCUUUUGUUAAAAGAAGAAAAGUUGCAAGAUUCUUCAAAAGGUUACAACACUGAGAGAGAACAAAAACUUGUGGAUUUAUUGAAGAGCGCACAAGAAGAGCGAGAAUCUUUGCUUUGUAAACAGGAAGAGCUAACUUCAGAAUUGAAAAGCUUACGGGCAUCUGCUGAAACAAAUUCAAAUGAAUUAGAACGCUUGGUAAAACAUGUUCACCACCUUGAGUUAAUUGUUGACUCAGAUAAUUUAGAAAGAAAGCAGUUGAGUUCAGAAUUGACUGAAGUUAAACAAGAAAGUGCAAAUAAAAGUCUCGAAAUCAAUCGAGUUGUAACUUUAUUAGAAAAUGCUCGUGCCAAAGUUGAAGAAUUAAAAGUUUCGAAACAACUUGAAACAACAAGUGAAGCCGAUGAACUUCUUAAUACUGUAAGACGAGAAAAAGACACUCUCGAAACACAAGCUGCUGCCUUACAAGAACAAUUGGCUCGUUCACAUUGUGAUCAUGACAGAUUAAAAGAUCAAUAUUCACAAUUACAAGAAGAAUUCAAAGUUACCCGUAACAACGCUAAAUCAUCCAUAGACGAUUUAGAAUAUCGCUUGAGCCAAUUAAAUGAUGAACGAAUAUCAGUCAAUACGGAAUUACAACUAGUUCGAGACUCAUUAUCUGAGUUGCAAAAUCAAUGUCAACGACAUUUAGAAGAUAAACGAGAGCUUAAAGUUUUAUUGAGUGAAGCUCAACGACGAGAACGCGAUGCACAACAUCACUAUUAUGAUUUAGAACAAGCACUUAAUAAUGAACGAAAAUUACGGCAAGAAAAAAAUGCUGAGUGGGAACAAUUUCAAAAUGAUUUAUUAAUGACGGUUCGUGUUGCAAAUGAUUUUAAAACAGAAGCGCAAUCUGAACUUGAACGUGUUCUUAUGGAAAACAGAACACUACGGGAAAAAUUGAGAUUACUUGAAGCUCAACUAGAAAAACUUAGUAAUGUAAAUCAGAAAAAUGUUUCACUGGCGUUACGACAAACUUUGCCCCCUACCGAAACUCAACAAAAUGUAUUGACUGAGGUUAAACAAGAAGUAGUAGCUCGUCGGAAAUCUAAUCUCUCACGGCAAGAUUCUAGACUAUCUGUAAAAUGUUUGAUUGAAAGUAUUGAAAACGCUACUAAGCAAGCAAAAUCUGGACCAGGUAGUCAAAGUAGCUCUACAUCUUCUUUAAAUUCUAUUGGAGCUAAUGAUUUAUUGAACCUAAAAUCUUCAUUACGUGAUCAGCAACAAAUUAGUAACAUUAUCAGUGCUACAAAUUCACCGAAUUUAAUUAAAAUUCAUAAUUUUGAUAAUAAGAAAUUAACAUUUUCAGAACCAUCGAAAUCUACACUUAUAAAUUUAAAUUCAAAAGAACUGUUGGAUUCUGCAACGUUGAAUGUAAAUACUAUUGAUUUUGUCCGACGAAACAGUAUAACAGAUCUUACUGGUAAAAAUCCUUUAUGUGGAUUGGUUAAAAAUGGUGGUUCUAAGAGAAAUGCAUUACUUAAAUGGUGUCAAAAUAAAACAAUAGGUUAUCGAAACAUCGAUAUUACGAAUUUCAGUAGUUCCUGGAAUGAUGGUCUUGCACUUUGUGCUAUUCUCCAUUCAUAUCUACCCGACAAAAUACCUUAUGAUUCUUUAAAUCCAUCUGAUAAGAAGAAAAAUUUUUAUUUAGCAUUUUCAGCAGCUGAAAGCGUAGGAAUCCCAACGACAUUAAAUAUUAGUGAUAUGUGUCAAUUAGAGCGCCCAGAAUGGCAGCAAGUUAUGACGUACGUUACAAGUAUUUAUAAGCAUUUUGAAACUUGAAUCACAAAAAACAGAUCUUUAAAUCCGGAAAAAAUGAUGACAUCUAGUCAAAUUUAUUAUAAAAUCAAUCACUGAAACAAAUAAAUUCAUCAAAGUUGUUCGAUGAAGAUAUUUUUAAAUUCUGAUAAGUAAUAUGAAAACAAAAGUAAUCAUAAAAAGUUUAAACUAUUUUCAAAGGAGUCGAAAUUAAAAGUGUAUUGAUAGCGAAUAACAAAUUUUUUAUUUAGAAGGUUUUUUCUGAAAGUGUGAUAUUUCCGAGCUCAAACAGAGUGUAGUCUCAAAAAAGUUUUUUAUUGUCUCCCAUACUUUUGUAAUUUCAAUACCUCAAUUUAUAUUUGUAACAGUUAGAUUUUUUGAACUCUAAUUAAAAUUUUAUUCGUAAUUCUUAGUAAUUACAUAAAAUCGAUUGUUUGUACAUAAUUACUUCAUUAUAAAUAUUAAAAAAAAAAAAAAAAAAAAAAAUUACAAUUAAAAACGAGGGAACAAAUUUCGUUCACGUUUAAAAAUUAUUUAUGCUUUUAUCCAAAAAAUUCAGUAUUAUCAUAACAAGAUCUGACUAUACAAAAACAAAAUAUUUGAGAUCAUUCAAAAAGCAGUAAUCUUUUGAUUUUUUUUAGUUAUAACUUAGUGUAAAGAUGAAUAGAUGGUUUUAUUAAAUCAGUUGAGUGUUUAUUGUAAAAUAUGUAGAAAGCAAUAAAUGAAAUUUUUAUAAUCAAGAUAUAUU
Molecule: messenger RNA, 3189 nt
Organism: Cotesia glomerata
Lineage: Eukaryota; Metazoa; Arthropoda; Insecta; Hymenoptera; Braconidae
Product: cytospin-A
Exons: 8
Coding region: 117-2465 (782 amino acids)
Biological process (GO): actin cytoskeleton organization
Cellular component (GO): filamentous actin; microtubule organizing center
Molecular function (GO): protein binding
Source: RefSeq, a predicted model, not a curated record